AUGGAGCACGAGAAGGUGGCGGGGGCAAUUCAAAGGAAAUCUGUCCCUGAUUUACCCCCGGGCUCAGCUUUCCCGCCGUCCGUGAGCAGGGGGAAAUCGGACGGCGACGAGCUGCCGGACGUCCCCUUCGGGCUGCAGCCUACGGGGAAAGGUCAAGUCACUGCUACUUGCUGCCCGUUGGGUACACUGAGCAGCAGUGACGAAGAGGAGAAGAGGGAGGACGUCGAGGUGCAAGUCAGAUUAGAGAUCCACAGGGCGCAGCUCCGAGAAGACCAAGCGACGGAAACGCAUCUUUCUCCAUGUCUACCUGAAAAGGACCCCGUGGCACCUCCUCCGCCACCUGUGCUCUCCUGCUCCAUCUCACCCCCAAGCCCCCAAACACCUCCCCCCACCACAAUCAGACACUGGGCACCCCCAAAGGGCUUCUGGAGGGUGGCCCGGCCGGAGACGUUGCUUCUCAACAACGUGGAUCCCCAUAACGUUGCCUCGGCUUUAUCCUGCAAGGACUUCACUCGAGGGGAGGAGGACAAGACGGAAGGCCAGGGAGACAUUGUAGCAAAUGCGGACAAGCAGCACUUAGUAGCAGGCGCUGAUGACAAAGUCAGGCCAAGAGCUGAUGAGAAGUUGAAAGAAAAGUGCAGAGAUGAAGAUGCCAAAGACAGCGUGGAUGAUCAAGAUCAGGGAGCCCACGGCACUUUAGAGGACUUGGCCACGCUUCAGGAACUGGAGCCCUAUUUGAGAUCUCUCCUGGUAAUCGGCGAUGAACUCCCUCUGAGUCCGAGGCACGAGCAAGCCAAGCGUCUCCUGGAGCGAGCGCGCCUCAAGGCUCGCUCCAACCCGGUCAAAGGUGACCGCCCCGGCAGACGCUCCCACUCUGAUCACAGGGCGGCUGUAAAGAAGCAGCAAGUUGAGGCUCACAAUCCCAAAGCCGUUGGAGCUGCCCAAAGUGCGUCCGCUCCCCUCCUGGCCCCCGAGCAAGGAGACGCCUCCCCGGGGGAUGGGCUGGCCGGAUCCAGGCGCUACGGCUGCUCGCCCACCCGGGUACGUUUUGAGGACGAGUCGGAGAGAGAAGCCGAGUCCCGCUAUUUGGACAGGGUGCGACAGCGCGGGCGACCUGCCGUGCCAAAGUCCAAAAACAGGGACAGCAACACAGAUUCCAGCAGCAGCGGUUCCGAGAGGAGUCGGAGCCACAGGAGCGUCUCCGUGCCUGCUCUCCAGAAGCAAGAGACGGUGAUUCGAGAGAUCGUAGUCCUGGUGAAGAAAUGCCAGGCCUGCGGUUCUGUGGCGCGGGAACCUCAGCCCGUCUCCUCGCAAAUCAUCGAGUUACAGCAGAGCGCCAACCCGGAGGACGCCAGGGGCCGACCGGUUCCUUGCUGGGUGCCUCCCAGCAAAGCGGAAGUCAGCGGCCGUCCCAAGGCUCCUCUGACGGUCACCUUUGCGGGUGCCUUUAUUCUGGGGGAGAACAAAGAAAGAAGCACAGGCUGGAAAUCAUCCGGUUUCGGGAAGCUGAGGAGAAGGAGCAGGAAAGGAGAAAGCCGACUGGAGUCCGGCAACGGGCCCUACGGUCCGUCCUGGGCCCAGAGGCGGAACUCCAAUCCCAGGACUAGAGUCAACCUGAGCAGAGGCGUUUCCUUCGGUAGCCCACGCUCCGGCGGAGCGAGCGAGGCGCCCACCCUGCCCAUCAAAUCCGCUCUCAAGUCAAGCUCCAGGAAUCGCUCGGUUGCCGCUCAGUCCACCGUGCAGUUCCAGACGCCGUCCAACCAGGGAAGCGAAGCCGGGCCUCAGCAUUUGGACCGGCCAGAGGUCCGGAGGGAGUCGCCUGCCUCGUCCCUCGCGAUGGUGAGCAGCGACCCGGCGGCGUGCAUCCGGCCCUCCACGCUGAGGUACUCCCCUGCUCGUCUCAACCCGGACGUGCCGGCUGCCGACGUCUGGGACGCCGCUUCGGAUGGAGCGGUGGCGGCGACAGACACGGGAGCCGGGUCCGAGUUCCAGCCCGCCAUGCGCGGCGCGGCGGCCUCGUCUCGGGCCGAGGAUCUCAGAGCUGAGCUGUUGAGAGCCGAGCAUCUGAAAGCCGAGGCCGUAUGGGAGGACAGCUCGGAUGGAUCCAGGAAGCCGGACGGUCGACCCAAGCUUUUCUUGCGUCGCUUCUUUUCCUCCAUCGGCCUGAACAGCGUGGGCAGACUUGUGAAGGGAAGCCGUUCCAGUAGCAUGGAACAGCUCAGCGUUCCCGCCGCCAGCAGGUCCAACGCGAGUUCGCCGAGCCCCACGCGCAGGCGGCAUCCCAGCGUUGGGAUACAGAGGACGCCCUCUCUGCAGAGCCUGCACACGGCCCUGCCGCUGGCCCAACUCCGUAAAGCCUCCUCUGUGCAGAGUUUAGAGAGGAGAACAGAGCGUACAACCAUUCUGGGUGAGGUGCACAUACCUUAUGGCCUAGCGCCAAGUCCUGACAGUCCUCUUCUGGAAGCCCACCGGAGCCUGAGCGGUGAAGACGUCAUACCAUCCAGGGUGCUGCGACCAGCGGGGAGGGUUUCUCAGGCCUUUCCGGACGGGUCUCUUCUCCUCGAGCUUAUCCGACCCCCAAAUGGUCCUUUUGGUUUUGUCAUCUCAAGGGGCAAAGGCAGACCUGACACAGGCGUUUAUGUGGAGAAAGUGGGCGACGGAACUGGCGACGUUCCUUACGUGGGUCUCCUGGGCGUGGCUGAUGAGAUUAUUCAGGUGAAUGGGGAAGCGGUGGCAGGACUCAGUCUGGACCAGGUGACCCGGCUCAUGACACGGGAAAGCGUGGCUUCUCUAAGGAUCAUGCCGGCUCGACGUAGCCCACGCUGAAUGAGGGCAACAGACAGCAGCCUCACUUCUAUGGAUGAAGAAAGUACGACUUUGGUGCCAUCUUGUGGUAUCUUUGUGCCAAGAAAAUGUGUUGAAUUGACUUCGAGCUUCACUAGUGCUUUGCAAGUAGCAAGCUUUGGUGGCGGCCUCAACUACUCUUGGCAGUGCUUGGUGGUUCACUGUGCAGUAUUGUGUAUUAUAUUGAUAUGUGGGCUUUUUUAUUUUCACACGUCACCAGCAGAGCCAGACAUUAACUUGCAGGGAUGAUGAUGAUGAUGAUGAUGGCCAACGCCAUAUAAAUAUUUCAAUGUAGCAGCAGCAGCAGCAGCUAUAUUUUGGUCAUAUUUCAUGUUCAGGAAUACUGCUGUAUGCUAUGCUCAAUACAUUGUGAUCCAAUUUAACCGUUUGCUCCACAAUCUGACAUGAUGCAAAAUGUCUCGAAACACCUUGAAGUCUAUCUCUUUGUAUACCCUAAUAAUAGUUAUCUAAAUAUGGACUACAACUAUGAAUAAACAGCAAUGACUCGCAAA
Syngnathus typhle (broad-nosed pipefish) is the source of this 3356-nucleotide messenger RNA. RefSeq lists its product as uncharacterized. The transcript is spliced from 9 exons. The record is from RefSeq and is a predicted model, not a curated record. The coding region runs from base 1 to 2826 and encodes 941 amino acids. Gene Ontology annotation, molecular function: protein kinase C binding. Gene Ontology annotation, cellular component: cell cortex; nucleus; apical plasma membrane. Gene Ontology annotation, biological process: establishment or maintenance of cell polarity; regulation of cellular localization; centrosome cycle. Lineage: Eukaryota; Metazoa; Chordata; Actinopteri; Syngnathiformes; Syngnathidae.